UUGAGGGCAUAUCGCACCGUCGCUCGACCAGGACUCAAUCCAUCGGCGUCCGCGAAGAGGAAAGAAGCUUGAAGUAAGCGCGCACGAAAUUCGCGGUGGUACACUUUUACCCGGCAAAACUUUUCCCAUUGAUAUCAUUUAGUUUAAGUUAGUCGUCAGUGCGGACUUUGUUAUGGAUGCAGGAAACCUUCUACUGGCCUGCUUGCUCAGCGCACUGCCGGGCCCUCCGGGUGUUAGCAUAGAAGACGCCUACGUACAGCUAUUCCCCAUUCCGAAACUCAAGUGUCCGACCAUCGAUCCCGUCAGAGACAUCUCAUAUCAACUAUACACCAGCGAGAAUCCUCUACAGCCGGAUCUGCUUAUCCAUGGCGACGAUAUCUCCUUGAAGAAUUCACACUUUGACUUCCAAAAACCAACCGUCAUCUUUUUCCAUGCUUUCUUCGAAACGUACACCAGCGCUCCAGCCAAUACCAUCAAAACAGCUUAUUUACAAAGAAAGGAUCACAAUGUCAUUCUUCUGGACGCUCAAAGGAUGGAAGCUGGGCCUUGGUACCUCACCGCGGCUAGGAACACGAGAGUUGUCGGAGAGUAUACCGCAGCUUUCAUCGAUUACCUAGUCUCUCGAGGUCUUUAUUUACCAUCACUCCACCUAAUCGGUUUGUCUUUGGGUGCGCAAAUGGCUGGGGUGUGCGGACAGAACGUGAAGAGCGGUCGCAUCCAACGCAUCACAGGUUUGGAUCCCGCUGGACCGCUCUUCACCAAAUGGCCGAGGAGUUUGAAACUGGAUAAGGGAGAUGCAGAAUUCGUGGACGUUAUCCACACAGAUGCAGGAAUCUUUGGUUAUCCUUGGCCAGUAGGUCAUGCGGAUUUCUGGCCGAAUAGUGGAAAAGCGCCUCAACCCGGAUGCACAAUACCGGAAGUCAAAAGGAGAAGCCCGGAUUCCAUUAUAGAACCCCUGUUUUGCAGCCACUGGAGGUCGUACAUGUUCUACUCGGAGUCCGUGAUUACCGCCAACGCGUUCCAAUCUUAUCGCUGCAACAGCUGGAAGGAAUUCUUGAGAGGCGAAUGCGAUCCCAACCAGGAACCAGUUAACAUGGGCUUUACACUAUCACCCAAGGCUCGAGGGAAGUACUACCUAACGACGAGGAGAUCUUCACCGUUCACAUUGAGCAACGAAGCCACGCUGAAAGCGGAUAUUCCUCAACAGACGAAUCAACUAGAAGGAGACAUCCAGCAAUUCAACUACUACGUCAAGUAAAAACAGGUUCCAUCAAUUCCUCAACAUUUCGUUAUGAAUUUUAUCGCCGAAACGCAGCUAAAUUGUUCCUAAUUCGAUCGUCACAAACGCAACGAUCACAGCUAGUCGUUUUCAAAAAAAAAAUAUCAGAGUCGAAAUUCCAAACGUCCUUUCGCCAUCUUCAUUCGCUGAUUCUCAAUCUCUAAUUCGUCCUUCAAAAACCAUACAAUUUACAUUUUCUCUGUCUUGUAUUUACCGAAACAUUCUUGCAAAUUUCAU
Messenger RNA from Nicrophorus vespilloides, 1516 nucleotides. RefSeq names its product pancreatic lipase-related protein 2-like. The coding region runs from base 173 to 1258 and encodes 361 amino acids. The record is from RefSeq and is a predicted model, not a curated record. Gene Ontology annotation, biological process: lipid metabolic process. Gene Ontology annotation, molecular function: lipase activity. NCBI's taxonomy places the organism in Eukaryota, Metazoa, Arthropoda, Insecta, Coleoptera, Silphidae. The transcript has 6 exons.